GUUUUGAUUGACGAGGCGACGCUAAGCCUCGAACUGACGGUGGCCAGCGCUUGCUACGGAAUGGCGCACGAGAGAGAACUUUGCAGGUACGUGGCAUUGCAGCUGUUCGAGUCGCCAGCAUCGCAGAUUCAGAACUACAACAACUCGGCGAAGAACCAGUAUCUCAGGGACAACCCUCGCGUCAACACGGACAUCGACAUCCAGGACGUGAUGUGGCCUUGGUACUCACAGGGGCGGCUGAAGGCCUCUCCGGCGGCCGUGACAGAGGUGCAGCGACUCUUGGACCAUGACGGGGCGGACGAUGGACCCCCUGUGGCGCUGGCAUAUGUGCUUCGUUACACGCUGCAGCGAGCGGUGUUGGGGAGCACGGAGUAUGUGAAGAGCAUCUGCUCUUGUGCGCCCGCGGAAACGUGUGGGCAAGGAGACGAUAGCAUGUGGCCCUCCCGCAUCGUUCACCUCUGUCGGCCCACGGCUGCAACGUCGGACGUGUCCCAG
Molecule: messenger RNA, 495 nt
Organism: Symbiodinium sp. CCMP2456
Lineage: Eukaryota; Dinophyceae; Suessiales; Symbiodiniaceae
Source: the annotation of a GenBank genome assembly